Pezoporus flaviventris is the source of this 3008-nucleotide messenger RNA. Its product is annotated as SH3 and multiple ankyrin repeat domains protein 1-like. NCBI's taxonomy places the organism in Eukaryota, Metazoa, Chordata, Aves, Psittaciformes, Psittacidae. The record is from RefSeq and is a predicted model, not a curated record. Gene Ontology annotation, molecular function: ionotropic glutamate receptor binding; synaptic receptor adaptor activity. Gene Ontology annotation, cellular component: postsynaptic density; postsynaptic membrane; dendritic spine.
CGGCGGUUGUGGGGCGCUGGGGGGCCCCUAUGGGUGCUAUGGGGCUGGAGGACCUUGGUGAUUACAUCAUCAAGGAGAAGACCGUUCUGCUCCAGAAGAAGGACAACGAAGGCUUCGGCUUUGUCCUGCGUGGGGCCAAGGCGCAGACGCCCAUCGAGGAGUUCACGCCGACGCCGGCGUUCCCGGCGCUGCAGUACCUGGAAUCCGUGGAUGAGGGCGGCGUGGCCUGGAGAGCCGGGCUGCGCAUGGGGGACUUCCUCAUCGAGGUGAACGGGCAGAACGUGGUCAAGGUCGGGCACCGCCAGGUCGUGUCCAUGAUCCGGCAGGGCGGGAACAGCCUCGUGCUCAAGGUUGUCAUGGUGACGCGGCACCCGGAGCCCGAGGGGCCCCGGCGCAGGGCUGCCCCCCCCCAGCCUCGGCGCCUCCCGGCCCCGGCCAUUUCCCUGCGCUCCAAAUCCAUGACCUCGGAGCUGGAGGAGAUGGUCUCCCCAUGGAAGAAGCGCACUGAGUACGACGCCUCGGUGGCCACGGAGAAGAAGCGGACAGUCUAUCAGAUGGCGCUCAACAAGCUGGACGAGAUCCUGGCCGCGGCCCAGCAGAGCAUCAGCGUGGGGGAGGGGCCGGGAGCGCCCCUCCCCCCCCUGGGCAAGGCCCGGCCCAAGGGCUUCUAUGGGGCUGAGGCCACCUUCGAUGCCCCCCGCCUGCCCCCGGGGGGGUUCGACCGCGGGUUCCUGCCGCCCCCCCCCCACGGGCUCGUCCUGCGACAGAAAUCCAUAGGCGCCCCAGAGGAGGAGCGCCCGUUCCUGGCCCCCCCCAGCGGCCGCUUCAGCCGCAGCCUCUCGGUCCCGGGCUCGGAGGAGAUCCCUCCCCCCCCCACCACGUCCCCCCCGGAGCCCCCGUACAGCAGCGCCGCCCCUCCCCCCGCCUCCACCCCCCGCGGGGUGGGGGUUGGGGUGGGGGUCACCCCCCCUUGGCGCCUUUAUAACUUAGGGGGGGGAGGGGAGAGGGAAAGGGGGGGAGGGGGCCCCCCGAAACCUUUGCGGAGGAAAGGGCCCUUGGUGAAACAAACCAAGGUGGAGGAAGGGGGGGUGGGGGUGGGGGUGGGGGUGGGGGUGGGGGGGGGAGGGGCGGACUCCAUCUCCAUCCCCACCAUCGUGGUGAAGGCGCCGUCCACGAGCAGCAGCGGGCGCAGCAGCCGCGGGAGCAGCGUGGAGGCGGAAGCGGGGGGAGGGGCGGGCCUGGAAGGGGGAGGGGCGGCGGGGAAAGCCCCGGUGGGGGUGGGGGGAGGGGUUGUGGGGAUUGGCGGGAUGGGAGGGGGAGGGGUUGGGUCUCCAUCCCGCCCCUCCCCCCCCGCCAUGGACUUCACGUCGCAGUUCGGGGCCGCGCUGGUGGGGGCGGGGCGGCGGCGCUCCGCGCUCUUCCUCUCCACCGAGGAGGACGAUGAGGAUGGAGGAAGAGCCGCCAUAACCGGAAGUGUGACCGGCUUAACUUCCGCUUCCGGUCCUCCGCGCCUGCGCCAUUCCAAGAGCAUCGACGAAGGGAUGUUCGCGGCCGACCCCGGUUACCGGGGGGCGGCCAAAGGGGGAGGCCUCGGAGCCGGCAGCGCCUUCAGCAGCGUGGCCGCUGCUUCCUCGUCCUCUUCUUCCUCCUCCGGACCGGCUCCGAGGCCCAAAGCCAUGGCGGCGGCGGCGGCGGCGUUGCAGGCCGGGCUCGCGGCCUUGCAAGCGGGCUUAGGGCCGCUGCCGCCGGGCGCCGUGGGGCUGAGGCCGGGCGCGGUGGGGCUGAGGCCGAGCGCGGCGGGCGACAUGACGUCCUUAGCGACCGACAUGACGUCCUUAGCCACCGACAUGACGUCCUUAGCGACCGACAUGGCGCCCAACAUGGCGCCCUUAGCGACCGACAUGGCGUCCCUAGCAACCAACAUGGCGCCCGCCCUGCCGCCCUUAGCAACGCCGUCGCCCUUAGCAACGGCCAAGAUGGCGGCGCUCGGGCCUACCGCGCUUUGGGGCUCCCCAGCGGAGCCCCGCGUGCGCUUCGCCGAAGCCGGCGCCUUGCUGGCCCUGCCGCCGCCGGCUCCCUCGGUGGAGGACGGCGACGAGGAGCUGCUGCUGGCCGAGCCGCUGCCGCCGCCGCUCGAGUUCGCCAACAGCUUCGAAGCCCCGCUUCCUUCCUCAUCCUCCUCCUCCGUCGUCGUCGCCGGCACCGCCAUCGGGGACUCCACGGCCUCCAGCCUCACGUCGUACGACAGCGAAGUGGCCACCAUCACCCAAGGCGGGCCCGAAGGGAGGCGAGGAGGUCUCGGGGCUCACCCCGACGGCCUGGACGCCGUCACCGAUUCGGGUAUCGAAGAGGUCGACAGCCGAAGCAGCAGCGAUCACCCCCCGGAGGCGAUGAGCGGGGCCGCCUCCUCUUCCUCCUCAUCGCUCCCGGACCCCCCCCCUCCCUCGCAACCCUCCAAGCCCCCCCCUUCCUCCUCCAUCUCCCCUUCCUCCAUCCUCUUCCCCAACUGGCCCCCGGCCCCUAAAUCCCCUUUAAGCGGGGUCGGGGUAGACCUGGACAUCCGCCCCCCGCUUCGCCGCGCCCCGAGCCCGGCCACGCUGCCCAGCGAGCGCCGGGGCAGCCCCGCUCCGCGCCCGGCCUCGCUGCCCACGUUACCGGCGGCUCCGCUCUACGCCGGCUUCCUGGAGCUGCGGGGGGGGCCCUUCGGGGACGGGGCCAGCGCUAGGUCCUUGUCCCCAACGAGGCCUCCGCCUCCCCCCCCCGAUAAACCCUUCGGAGCGAAGCCAUUGGCUUUCUGGAGCAAGUUCGACGUGGCCGAUUGGUUGGAAUACCUGAACCUGGGCGAGCACCGAGCGCGGUUCUUGCACAACGAGAUCGACGGCUCCCAUCUGCCCUCGUUGACCAAGGAGGAUUACAUCGACCUGGGGGUGACGCGCGUCGGGCACCGCAUGAACAUCGACCGGGCCCUCAAGGUCUUCCUGGAGAGGUGAGGGCAGAGCGGAGCGGGG